Molecule: messenger RNA, 789 nt
Organism: Trichoplax adhaerens
Lineage: Eukaryota; Metazoa; Placozoa; Uniplacotomia; Trichoplacea; Trichoplacidae
Exons: 6
Coding region: 1-789 (262 amino acids)
Biological process (GO): negative regulation of cell growth
Source: RefSeq, a predicted model, not a curated record
AUGAAUAAUGAAGUGAAUGAAGGUUUAGAUUAUACUAUUGCAGUAAUAUUUAUGUGUUGUAUUGUUAUAUCGUGCUACUUGACUCGGCUAGUGGGAGGAUUUACAGUAACCAACCAAAAUAAUAAUCCCUACAAGUUGUUGGCUAGACCUAUCCAAGUUAGUCGAGUUUCGAAUCCAUUUUCUGUCUCGAUUUUAAAUCAACAAGCGGCAUCUACGGAGAAUGGAAUUGAACUGGAAGUAAGGAGUAAAACUGUCGGUUUGUUCAACAGCUUUUGGGGAGUCAAAAUCGAUCAAACGUAUCGUAUAAUCAGUGAUAUUCAAGAGCGUAUUCGUAAGACAGGAUGGAAGAGACGGUUGCUGAGUGAUGCCUUUGCUAGUAUUUCUGAAGUUAAUAGCCAUUCCAUAAGAAUCGAAGAAUGCAAGCCGAACAUUGUAAAUUGUAAAUUAUUACAUAAUCAACGGAUAUCUCUGGGUUCUUUACCGAGAAGUUCGUAUCCGUUAGUAAUUAUCAUAGAAGAAGAGAGGGUCGAUGUUUUAGAAGAUAAAUAUGUUAUCGCGCUCAUUAUGGUAAUUCAUCUACCUGACGAGUUCUUUAAGCAAAAUUGUGAAAUUCUACAAAAAUCAGUAUUAACAAUUGAUGGCCACAUAUAUCAACUUCAGAAAAUUUUUGCUGUAGAUCAAGAAAAUGAAUCUUUGCAAACCGAAUCUGACCUUAUUUCAACUGAUAAUACCAUUGAAAAUGAAGAAUUAAAUAAUAUAGGCAAAUUAAAACAACAUCACCCUGCCUAA